Protopolystoma xenopodis is the source of this 261-nucleotide messenger RNA. The record is from the annotation of a GenBank genome assembly. NCBI's taxonomy places the organism in Eukaryota, Metazoa, Platyhelminthes, Monogenea, Polystomatidea, Polystomatidae.
ACGAAUUCAGAAUUGAUCGAGCUCAGUCAGGAGCUAAAAUCAACACAGGCUCGGCUGAAUGAGGUACAGAACUUGCUGGAUGAAAGUCAGGCCGAGGAGAUGACCCUUCGGACCAAAAGUUCUGCUCAACACAAGGAGUUAUCCUCCCUGAAAGCUACGCGAGCCGAGACCGAGGAGAGACUGAUGAGUCUGGAGAAAGACUACAAGCAGACGCAAGGUGGGUUGAAUACACAAGUUGAAUUUAGGAAUUCGGGACUUUGA